Messenger RNA from Coturnix japonica (Japanese quail), 4697 nucleotides. RefSeq names its product glycerophosphodiester phosphodiesterase domain containing 4 (gene GDPD4). Gene Ontology annotation, cellular component: membrane. Gene Ontology annotation, biological process: lipid metabolic process. Gene Ontology annotation, molecular function: glycerophosphodiester phosphodiesterase activity. Lineage: Eukaryota; Metazoa; Chordata; Aves; Galliformes; Phasianidae. The record is from RefSeq and is a predicted model, not a curated record.
ACCGUGGGAGGGACGGCUCCGCAGCCUCUCUAAUGCUGGGUGUCACGGAACCGUGCCACCAUUCGGGACCCAGAGUGUCACAAGCAAAGGACAUUGUCACCCAAGUCUGGCAGAGAGAGCCGGAAUACCCCUCCACGUGCACCCUGCUGAGGGAGAAGAUGAGAUAAGGUUAUUCAAAUGGAGGCCAGUUCCACCAGCCUCAAGAAGAUCAAGUUUGGGAAGCUGAAGGUGGUACGUCGACGCUUGCUGCAGAGAUAUGAGCACCAGCCCUUCAUCUCCUGCCUGGCUGGUUUCUACAGCUGCCGAUGGAAGCGAUACCAGCGCAGAAGGACCGAGCCUGGAAAAUGCUGCUGCAAGACGAGGGAAUGUGUGUUUUUCCCACUGCUUGUUGGAGCUUUCUGCUUCUCUCUGGUCUUCCUGUAUAUGUGGGGUGAAGCAAAAAAUGACUACAAUAACUUUGACUGGUAUAACUAUGGGAACCUAGGCUUCUGGUUCCUCUGGUCUCUGGUUCUCCUGAUAGUGGCUGCAAUCCUGUUCAUGUACAUCACGCUGCUUUUGGUCCUAGCAAUGUGUUUGCUCGCAGAAGGCCAGCAGCUGUACCUGCACUGGAGUCACAAGAUUGGGACUUUUCUUGUCCUGGGUUUCUCUAUCACAGCCAUCUUCAUAUUGUCUGUACUCUGGGGAGAUCAAUGGAAAACAGUCCGCCUGUCAUUCCAGAUCACAGCCCCCUAUCUCCACAUAGGAGCAAUAACCAUCAUGGUCCUUCUCUCCUGGCCCAUGGCUUUGCAUGCCAUCAGAGCAGAUAAGAAAGUUGUUCAGGUGAUAAUUGUUGGUCCAUACCUGGCUAUCCUUCUCUUUCUUUUCUUGAUACCUCUGGGGAUGUACUCUCCUUGCAUCAGAGAGGUGGGGACACUCGGACCAAAGCCAGCCCUCAUUGGACACCGAGGAGCACCAAUGCUAGCCCCAGAAAACACUGAGAUGUCAUUUCAGAAGACAAUUGAACAUGGUGCAGAUGGUCUUGAAACAGAUGUCACCAUUAGCUACGAUGGUGUUCCUUUUCUCAUGCACGACAGCACCUUGAGCAGAACAACCAACAUCAAGGAGGUUUAUCCCAAUGACACCGCUCAAAAUGCAGCAUUGUUCUCCUGGGAUGCCCUGAAGGAGUUGAAUGCUGGAGAAUGGUUCCUAAAGGACAAACCUUUUUCAUGCAUGGGCUCCCUGUCAAGGGCAGAUCGAAACCAGGCAAUGAAUCAGUCAGUUUACAAGCUAAGUAAUUUCUUACGCCUCGCAGACAGUCAGAAUAAACUUGUGAUAUUUGAUCUCUACCGUCCUCCAGAGAAACAUCCUUACAGGAAUUCAUGGAUCAACAGAACCCUGGAAGUCAUCCUCAAUGAGUCGGGGAUCAGACCUCACCUGGUCCUGUGGCUGGAGAAUGACAUGAGGUCCUUUGUUCAGUCUGUUGCUCCUGGCUUCCAACAGACCGUGGGCAGUAAGGCCCCGGUUGAAGAUCUGUUGAUGGAUAAUAUUGUCAAACUCAACCUGGCCUACACCGAAAUGUCCAGUGAAGAUAUUCGGAAAUAUGCUGAGGCAAACAUCACCACCAAUUUGUAUGUGAUCAAUGAGCCCUGGCUCUUCUCCCUGGCCUGGUGCUCUGGGGCACACUCUGUGACCACGAAUGCUGUCCACACGCUGAAGAACCUCAACCAACCACUCUUCCUCAUGACACCACGGCAGUACAACAUCAUGUGGAUCCUGACAGACCUGGCCUCAGUGCUUCUCAUCUCGCUCAUCUUUGCUCUGCACUGGUGGCGAGAGCGGAGCUUCUCCUGCUGUGCCCAUGAAGGUGACCCAAUGCUGGAGAGUGGCACUUACAACAAGUUCAGGACAGAGCUUAGCAACAUGCCAACCGUCAUGGCCUGAUGUGGCCAGGAAGGAUGCAGAGCUGCCAUCUCACUGAGAUCCAGAGAUUGGAGCAUCCCUCGAUGACUCUUCCUGCAGUGCAAAUCCAGCCUGCCAAGAGGGGCUAAUUGGCUUCUGACAAGAAGGAGUCAUUUGCCAUCAUGGUCCUGAUGGAGAUGAACACUGAGUUCUCCCUCUGCUUUCCUCAUCAUCUCAUCCCUGGCAAGGAUACCAAGGGUGAAGGGGAGCACACACGGGGUUUCAGCUGUGAGCUGGGCACCACAAUGAGAUGGUUAAACAUCCCUAGAAUUACCCAUGUAGUAGCCACUGUUUCCUUUUGAGACAUUUGGCAUCUCAAAGGGUAAUCAUCCUCAGCACCCUCUGGUCCUGCUUGUCCUUGUCUGCCCUUGUUUCCCCAGUCCCCAUAGUCCCCUCCUCCUCACAGGUCUUCUCCAGCCCAAGAGCACACCAGCCCCAUCAUGGUGGUCAAGUGCUGCUGGAUGGCUCAGCAGGGUCUGUAACUUAGGUUUUUCUUUUCCUUCCUCUAGUCCCUCCCUUAGUCCAAACAGGACAGCUUCCUCACUCUGAUUUUCAGUGAGGGAGUAUUCCCCAUGAAUGCAAAAGGAGUUUUGGUGCCUUGGCCAAGUAACUACCAGGACUACAAACAAGAUCACAACACUUUUCUUUGUUUCGAUGCAUGUGAACUGGUUCCUCCAAAUGUACAGUUUUCUUUUCCCUCGUGGAAGAUCUUCAUACCAACUCUGCAUCCUGGGAUUUAUUUCAGUUUUCAUUUCUCCCAGUGGCUUUUGGCACACGGGGAGGGAAAACAGUACUCUGCUCUGCAAAGGAGAGCUGAGCAUUUCCCAGGUUUAAGCCAUAAAUUUCUACUUGAACAGUUAAUACUUUUAAACAAUUAUUACUAUUUUGUAAAUUGCAAGUGCAACUUUAAAUACAUUUACAUACUCCUAUCCUGUUUUGUUCUUAUUCCAGCAAAGGAAACGGGAAGAACAUCAUAGUAAUCUUUACCAAAAUCAGACCACAGGCGUCUUCUCAUAUAUAAGCCUCAUUCAGCAGAAUGUUUUUGCUAAGUAAACCUAUAUCACAACUGAAGUGUGAAAGGGAAGUGCUACGUUUCAAACUUAACACUGCUGAGAAGGGCUGAACCUUUCAAAGUUCGAUAUUUUCAAGCAUUUUGGAGGCUAGAAAUGCAAAAAGACACUAGCUUCCUCAGAAGAGAGCUAAAGGAUUGCUGUAGAGCAGCUCUGGAUCUAUAGAGCAUACAGAGGAUGCUAAUGAUGGUGUUAAAUCCCUUCCUUGUACUCUGCACCCAUCUCUGGUUCACAGCAUUUGUGGGUACUGCCCAUGUGCAGAAAAAUGAGAGCUGAAAGUGUUUGGACUGGAUGAAGGUGUUUUUCAUGGUGUCCUCCAGGUAAGGGAUGUGGUUGGGACAGGCUGUGGUCCUGUGUGUCCCAGGCUGACACAGAACAGCUGUCCUGAGCUCUGUUGUGUCUCAGCUACUAUUUUUCUUGCUUCCCAGCUAUCAGGUCCUGUUAACACUAUUAAGCGUGUGGCUGGUGGUCUGAAUUCUGCACAAAAACUUCUCAUGCAAUCAUAGAGUCAUUAUGGUUGGAAAAGAACUCUAAGAUCACCAAGCCCAAGCCCAACCCAUGCCCACUAUGUUGCUCAGUGCCAUUUCUCCAUAAACAUCUCCAAGGAUGGUGACUCUACCACCAAUGGGUUUUGCCCAUAAAGAGAAGAUUUCACUUAUCACAUAGUCAUGCAACCAUAAACGUUGGAAAAGACCUCAAGUCCAAUCGUCAGCCUAUCACUACUGUGCUCAUUAAUUGAUGUCCUUAAGCACCAACACACAGAUGAUGUGCUCCCCAUCACUGGACAUUCUUACCGGGAGUCCCACUACAUAAAGAGAAGUCCUCUCCCUAAUGAAGUAGAGCCCUGAUCUCACUCUUCCACCCCUGAAGAUACCACAACUGCAGAGUGCAGAACAGCCUCCCACAGGUCAUUUUAUGCCUUUUAAAAUUAUUUUACUUGGACAUAUGUUUUUGCAUGUUACAUUGCUCGUUGUGAAUACAAAGAGGCCAGCAGAUGCUAAUACAUAUGACACACAGGCACACACACACAGAGUCCCAACACCCCCAAAAUGAUAGGGUAUAUGGGAGGCCAACAGAGCUGUGAAUGAGGGGAUAAGGGAGUUUUGUGGGGCAAAGCUCCCCAGGACAGCACUGAAAAACAUUUCUACGAUGUGCACUGAGCUUGUUGGGAGAGGCAAGGAUGGCUGGAAACUCAAGAAACUUGUGAUGGUGGUGGUAAGGAUGAUGGAAGCUUGACUAGGAGUGGGUGGGACCCCUGGGUCAGCCAGAUCAUGGCAGCAAGGGAGGGAGGCGCAUUGGAGAUGUUUGCUGGGGAGACAGCAAGGCUCCCAGUGCAGGCUUAGCUGGUAUUGCCAUGAUCCCAUCAGAAAGUGCCAUAGGCAGGGAGAGGGUGGAGGAAGGAGAUUUUGUGGCAGGUCUGUCCAGUCGGUGAAUAUCUUUGCACAGCAUUGUGUUUGCUUUGGUGGAGAAACCAUGGUCCAGUGUCACUGCUGCAUCCCAGCCACAUGCUGUUGUCCUUGUGGUUCAACAAGCAGUGCCAUGGUGUUGAGGAACUGAGCCCAGCUGAGCUCCAGCAACAUAUGGUACCACACAGUAUUGACUUCUAUGAGUGCAGCUGAGCUCAGCCCAAUGCACAGGACCAAGAGAGUUCUCCCACAUCUACUGGGAGCCACUCAGCAUUAAUAACAA